Molecule: messenger RNA, 3249 nt
Organism: Penicillium cataractarum
Lineage: Eukaryota; Fungi; Ascomycota; Eurotiomycetes; Eurotiales; Aspergillaceae
Exons: 3
Coding region: 1-3249 (1082 amino acids)
Cellular component (GO): kinesin complex
Molecular function (GO): protein binding
Source: RefSeq, a predicted model, not a curated record
AUGGGGUCUGUAGUACAAGGAGACGGAAAUUCGGGCGUCCAGGUGGGAAUCAACCAUGGAUCGAUAUGUGUUUCUGACUCACAAGCGCUCCCAGAAAUCCGCCCCGAUCCUUUGUCGACCGUGCCAUUCUCAAGAGAUCCCGAUUUUGUUAGUCGCGAUGGACUUAUCAGUCGAAUGGACGAGAAAGCCUCCAUAGCGGGGUCUCGACUAGCGCUGGUUGGUCUUGGCGGUGUCGGGAAAACACAACUCGCGAUUGAAUACUGCUAUAAGGUUCGAGAAAGGUCCCCGGAUACUUGGAUUCUCUGGAUCCAUGCGAGCAAUGCUGCCCGCUAUGAAAAAAGUCUCCACGAUCUUGCCGAUCGACUUAAAAUUCCUCGGCGACACAAUCUGGAAAUCAAUAUAUCCCAGCUUGUUGCGAACUGGCUACAAGACGAGAACAUUGGUAAAUGGAUUCUUGUGCUAGAUAAUGUCGAUGAUGAUGAGCUUCUUCGAAAACCAUUACCAAGGGUGACGGGGAUGGAUAACCAUAGUAGCAUGCAGCAGCAGCUCUAUGUUCCAGCGCAGCCACCGCUCAGGGAUCUUCUCCAAACCUCUUCUGGAUCUAUCAUUGUCACAAGUCGGAACAAAGGGGUGGCAUUAGAUAUAGUGGGUCACAAGAACCUUAUCAACGUACAGCCGAUGAACGAGGUCGAAGCCGUGGAUCUGUUAAAGACCAAGCUCAAUGUUACCUCGGAGCCCGAGGUUAUGGAAAGCUUAGUCGAGGCCCUCGAUUUUAUCCCGCUGGCCAUUGUACAAGCCGCCGCCUACAUCACUCAUCGUUCACCAUUUUGUUCAGUAUCACAGUAUCUGCAAGCGAUUCAGAACAGCGAUCACCAAGCGGUCUUGUUACUAGAUCAAGAAGCAGAUCUUCUCUGUCGGGAUUGGGAAGCAAAGAACUCCGUGUUGAUAACGUGGCAAAUCUCGUUUGAGUACAUUCGAAGGGUCGAGCCUUCGGCAGCUGAUCUACUUUCUCUCAUGAGUUUUUUUGACCGUCAAGGGAUUCCUCGUGACCUUCUACUGGCUCAUAAAUAUCAUAAUUCGAAGGAGUUAGACGAUUCAUCGACAGGGGUUGUUGAUUAUACUACCUCUAUAGAUGAGAAGCACCACCGCUUGAUGGAUGAUAUCACAACUCUCAGAGACUAUUCACUCGUCGCCGUCGGGUCAGACCAUGCAUUUCUCACGAUGCAUCGGCUCGUACAAUUGACAGUGCGCGCAUGGUUGAAUGCAAACAAGAAGCUAGAAGAGUGGAAGGAUCAGUUCAUCAAAAGCCUUUACUACCAGUUCCCGGUCGUUGAAUACGAGAACUGGAAGAGAUGCCAAUCACUCUUUCCGCAUGUGAAGUGGGCCCUCUUUCAACGUCCCUUAUCACUUGAAUCUCUUGAAAGGUGGUCAUGGCUUCUUUAUCAGGGUGCAUACUACGCAAUGCGAAUAGGAAAUCUGGCAGAUGCACGAAAAAUGGCAUUUACUUUGAGAGAACAAGAGGUAAAAACCGGCGGCCCAGAGAGCGACAACGCACUACUUUGCACGGAGCUAUUAGCGAAAGUCUAUCGGCUAGAAGGCCGGUGGAAUGAGGCAGCACAGCUUCAGGAGGGGGUCAUAAAGACUCGCAACUUGAGGACCGGCGAGAAUCAUCUUUUUACCUUAUCCAAAGCCACACUCGGAUUGAUAUACAUGGACCUAGGCCGAUGGGAAGAGGCUGAGCAGCUGCUGAAGGACGCGGUUGAGGCCCUCGACACCCAGUUUGGCGAUGAGGACCCUGAAACGUUGUCAAACCUGGGCAAUUUGGCUUUGGUUUAUUGGUGUCAGGGCCGAUGGGACGACGCUCAGCGACUUCAAGUGCAAAUAGUCAAAGUUCGCCAAAAUACGCUGGGGUUGGAUCACCUCGAUACUCUUAUGGCUAUGGCAAAUCUAGGUGCAACAUAUAUAAGCCAGGGUCGAUUUGAAGAGGCCAAGCAGAUACUCUCAAAGGCGACAGCUGCGCGGAGAACCAAGCUAGGUGAAGAGCAUCCCCGUACUCUUGAAAGCAUGGCCAACCUGGCGGCGACAUAUUGGGAACAGGACCAGUGGGAAGAGGCCGAGCGGCUACAACUACAUAUUCUCAGGACAAACCAAAAGACAACCGGCAGGGAUCACCCAAAUACCUUGUCAAGUAUGGCUAGUCUAGCCUUGACUUAUUCUAAACAAUCUCGGUGGGUGGAUGCCGAGCAUCUACAGUUACAUGUUAUGCAAACCAUGAAAAUCAAACUCGGAGAGGAUCAUCCUCAAACAUUGACAAGCAUGGCCAACCUAGCCGGCACAUAUAUGCACCUAGGUAGAUGGGAUGAUGCGGAGAAUAUUCAAAUGCAGGAGAUGAGAAUUUCCACUAUUAAGCUUGGGACGGAUCAUCCAGAUACCUUGGUGAGUAUGGCCAACCUAGCAACGACCUUAUUGAAACAAGGUCGAUUAGAGGAAGCUAGCCGUCUACAAUUGCAAGUCAUGCAGAAAGGUAAGGUCAGUCUUGGAGACGGUCAUCCAGAUAUGGUGAAGUAUAUGGGCAAUAUGGCGUCGAUCUAUAAGGCACAGGGUUGUUGGGGGGAAGCUGAAUGCCUCGAAGUGAAGGUUAUGCAACAUCGCAAAGUCAACCUUGGUCAAGACCAUCUCGACACGGUCAUUAGUAUGGGUAAUCUUGCGACCACGUACAUGAACCAGGGCCGAUGGGAGGAAGCGCGUCAACUCCUUAUACCUGCGCUAAGGACUCGUCAAACCAGACUCGGUCAAAGUGAUCCCCGCACAUUAGCGACUAUGUCCAACUUGGCGACGGUAUACUCCAAUCAAGGCAAUUUACAAGAGACUGAGAAACUCGAGGUCCAAAUCGUGGACAUUCGGAAGAAGACUCUUGGUCAUGACCAUCACGCUACGCUGUCAAGUAUGCUGAACCUGGCUUUGACUCUCUUCCAGCUAGAAAGAUACGAGGAAGGCGAGCGGCUCGAAGAUCAUGUGAUAGAGGUUACAAUGGUGAAGCUUGGUGCAGGUCACCCCGAUGCGAUUGCAAGCGUGGUCAGUCUAGCCUUCACAUGUAAAGCUACUGGCCGGCGCUCAGAAGCGGUUGAUUUGCUCUUAGUGUGCGUGGCCAAGCAGGAACGAAUUUUGGGUCCUGCUCAUCCUGACACUGUGAAAAACUCCAUACUGCUAUUGGAGUGGGAAAUGGAGGGUUUGAACCUUGAUGGUUGA